Molecule: messenger RNA, 2323 nt
Organism: Priapulus caudatus
Lineage: Eukaryota; Metazoa; Priapulida; Priapulimorpha; Priapulimorphida; Priapulidae
Product: tumor protein 63-like
Exons: 11
Coding region: 192-1403 (403 amino acids)
Biological process (GO): protein tetramerization; regulation of transcription by RNA polymerase II; apoptotic process
Cellular component (GO): nucleus
Molecular function (GO): protein binding; RNA polymerase II cis-regulatory region sequence-specific DNA binding; DNA-binding transcription factor activity, RNA polymerase II-specific
Source: RefSeq, a predicted model, not a curated record
UGACCAUUCAGUCUUCGCAGGUCUGGCAGUCAGCAUCUGCAGACAGUGGAGGAUAGUAUUUGUGUGUGAGAAACUGCCAGAUCUGUCACGUGUUGAUGAUUGAAAUCUGGGAGGUUUUCUGGGGUUAGUUAUCUAUCUAGGAUAUAUAUAGAGCUACAUGCCUGUAUUAGAGUAUACAAACAGCUAACGUGAUGACGGAUUCCGAGAAUCUUACGCCGCCACUGUCACAAGAUACGUUUCAUGAAUUGUGGAAUCAUGUUGCUAAUGAUGGGGAGUUCACAGCAAUCAUGCAGCACAGCAACCAAGCAGAGUACUCAUACAGUAAUGCUGAUGAUGAGGUGGAAAUGCAGCUGAGGCGAUAUGAGUUCACUGGACCCACUCUGCAUCAACAAUUACUUAGCAACCCAAUGGACGAUAACAUGAUACUUCCACCAUUUGGUGAUGGCAAUCAUGAGGUAGCACCAUCGCAAUCACAUGUGCCACCUGUCUCUGUGCCAUCUCACAUACCCUCAAACACCCCGUACAGCGGAGAGUAUAACUUUGAGGUGCUCUUUUCACCUGCAGAGAACACCAAGCGUGCAGUAUGGACCUUUUCCGUGGAGACCAACAAGCUUUAUGUAAAGCCACUGACUCCCUGUCCAGUGCUAUUCAAGACGGCGCUACCUCCGCCAGCAGGCAGCCUCAUCCGCGCGAUGGCAAUUUAUUUGAAGCCUGAGCAUGUGCAGGACAUCGUCAAGCGCUGUCCCAACCAUGCGAAUGCGAGCGAGAAUAACGUUCACCCGGCACCGCACCACCUUGUGCGCUGCGACAAUCCGCACGCACAGUACCACGACGACCCCGUGACGUCGCGACACAGCGUUAUCGUUCCGAUCGAGGCUCCGCAGGCGGGUGCGUCCGACGUCACCAACCUUUACCAGUUCAUGUGCUACAAUUCGUGCGUAGGCGGCCUCAACCGACGGCCCAUACAGCUCGUCUUCACGCUGGAGAAUGAUGGCAAGGUGCUAGGAAGAAGGCCGGUAAGCGUGCGGGUGUGUGCGUGCCCGAGCCGAGACAGGAAGGGCGAGGAGAAAGGCGUGCACGAAAAACGCCCUUCGAAGCUCGCCAAGGUGUCUAGUCAGACGACUGAGUUCACGAUCGCGAAGAGACCGGAACUCCAUGCAGAUGACGAAAUGUUCAUGUUGCAGGUCCGUGGCCGGGAGAAUUACGAAAUCUUGCGGCGGCUACAGAAGUCGUUGGAGCUAGCUCAGAUGGUGCCGCAGGCACAGGUGCAGCAGUACGAGGCGCAGCAAGCUCAGCUACAGAAACAGGGGCGAUCGGCAGUGAGUAUGAAAGCUGGUAAGAAAAAGCAGCAGGCCCGCCCCGCACCCAUCAUGUCAGCCAAGGCAGACCCAGAAAGUGCAUGAAGGAAGAUCUCACAGUUUAUAAUACAUGAAAUGUUGUAUAUACGUAGAUGUGUGUAUAUUGUCAUGGCGACUCCUGCUCAUUUAUGGUAGUUUCUAAGCAGUAGUUGUGGAUGCUCAGCCAAUAUAUUCAGCUUCAUAUUUCGUUUCACACGAAAAACCAUAUUUUGGGUAUAUUGUAAUGAUACCACCACACACCACACACUAACUAUUAUAUUUUUGCUUAAUCUAUAAAUUAGAACCAGUUAUAGGCGUGUAGGGACUAUGCUUAUAUUUUGUCCAAUUAUUAAAAAAGCAAGGUUAUCUCUUCCAAAUUCCAAUUGGAAAUAAAAAGACCCUGUUUAAAUUGAGUUUGCAUGCAGUUAAAUUUGGCCGAGUACUAUAUUGAAUGAAAUAGGUUCAUUGCAUUUCGUUGAAAACUAUGAAUUCAUAUUUAUCUUGUGUUAAAUCCAAGAAAUUAACGAAUCUUUUCGAAAUUUUCGUUCUCCCUUCGGGAAAUCUUCAUCAGGACGUGACGUCACCAUAGGUGGCAGCAGGUGACAUCAUGAAGCCCAGGUGGGCGGCCUCGGCUUCAGUAAAUUGACAUAUAUAUAUGUGAGAGUUUGUACGAUCCUUAAUUCGUCCCUAUUCAUGGUCUUGAUUGUGUAUAAUAAUCGAGUAUUAUAAUAUAUUCUUGUUAAUGCUUGACAUGUACAGAAGUGUACAAGAAAAAUACUUGAUUACAAACUUUUGCUUGUGUAUGUGAAGUACGAUAUAUAAUCUUGCGUCACAUACAAAAUGAUUGGCAAAUACUUUUUUGAGUUGAGUGACCAUACUAGGGCAGCAAUGACAUUCUAUGCCACGAUUUAUCUAUCACAAUAUAUAAGCCUCGUCUACACGACGAACCUUAACUCGAGUUAAGCGUUAACUCGAGUUAGCGAUUA